AAGUCCCAUUAACCACACACACACACACUGUCUGCAUGUGAGGUGUCCAGAGAAAAGAAGAAAAGUUGCUCUCCACAUUGUUGUUUUGUCUAUGUGAUUAUUGAGCUCCGAGGAGGAGGAGGUUAGUGUGGUGGAAAAGUGAUGUAAAACUCAAGUCAUUUGAAGUCCUCCAAGCUGAGAGAGCACAACACGAGCUGUUGGUGCCAGUGGUCCUGCUUUGACAUUAAUCCACCUCCACGCCCACCUGGAGCUGCAGCAGCACACCUGCAGGCGGUCGGUAAGAUCCCAGUGUGGUGGCAACCCUCAGCUGAAAUAGGGCCUUUGCAGGGUGGAGGCAGCACGCUGCAGCCAGGACCUGUCACAUUACUCUCAGCUCCUCAGUGGGACGACGAGGGCACCUGAACACAGGCUGCGAGGGAGAGUAACAGAGUGAGACGAGACCAAACACAGGGGAGCGCCUCAGCAGCAGCAACAGAGUCCAGCUUGGGACUUUGGGAGACACUUUUAUCUCUUGAGUCGAGGGGAUCGCAGCUGUGUGCCACCAAAGAUUGUGGUUGAAAGUACUUCAGCCUCCUUUGAAAGACUUUGGACCUGUUUAAAAAAAGAGACAGCAAAAUGGAUAAGGAUGCUCUACUGGACUACGAGUACCCAGACCUGGAUCCUUUGCCGACCAAAAUUGAGGCAGAAAUAAUCCCUCCAUGUGACCCCAUCGCUGACGACAGGCUCUACCACAUAUGCAUCACAGCGAUAUCUCUCGUCGUCAUGCUGAUCCUAGCGAUCUUAGCCAGACGCACGAAGGUGGGCGACAGACAGAAAGGACUCCCAGGUUUACUCAGUCCGGUCAACUUCCUGGAUCAUACGCAGCACAAGGGCCUGGCAGUGGCGGUGUUUGGAGUGCUCUUGUGCAAACUGUGGGGCCUGAUCAUAUCGCCAAACCCCCUCCCCUUCACAACAGACACAGAGAAUAAACAGAACUGGGUGAUUCUGGGAGUCUUCUACUACCCCGCGCUAUACUACCCUCUCCUGGCAUGUGGUACUUUACAUAAUAAAGUUGGCUAUGUACUCGGUAGCCUCUUGUCCUGGACGCACUUUGGUGUUCUGGUCUGGCAGAAGAUUGACUGUCCCAAAACACCUCUGAUACACAAACACUACUCCCUUUUCUCCAGCCUGCCCCAGAUAGCUUGCUUGGCAUUCCUCAGUUUCCAGUAUCCCCUGUUUCUAUUCAAGGGCUUUAAUGGCACUGAAAAGAACAACGCUACAGAGGAUCUCAGCAGCAGCUACUACAAAGACUACGUGAAGAAAAUGCUCAAGAAGAAGCCCAUCAAAAUCAGCACAUCAAGCACAGAGACACCAAAGCUCCCUCAGAGAAUAAUUGAUGCUGUGAAAUCGUACAUUUAUACACCAGAGGAAGCUUUCCGUUUUCCACUGAAGUUGGCUAUAUCUGGUGUGGUGUCAUUUAUUACCCUGUAUCAGGUGGGUCUCCUACUGAUCUCGGCAGUGGUGCCAGUUCUCCAGACUGCCCGUUCGGGAGUCGAUGAAGACAUCGCCAACGUUUUAGCUGGCUUCAAGAUUGUGCUGUCUCCAGACAAACAUGAAGUGGUCAGAAUAGUGGUUCACUACAUGUGGUGUGUAGAAGUGUGCUACAUCUCAGCGAUGACGCUGUCUGGUUUGGUUAACCUGGUCAUGCUCAUGCGGUCCAUGGUUUUACAUCGGUCGAACCUGAAGGCGCUGUACAGAGGAGAUAUCUAUGAUGUUUACAACUGUCAGAGGAGUAUCAGGGCGUCGCGGCCAGCGCUGGUCUGCUGGAUGGGAUACACCAGCUUCACUGCAGCUCACAUCUGCAUUGGCAUGAUCGUCCAGACCAUGGUGUUCUUCCUCUGCCUCCUGGUCGCCGUCUUCCUCAUCAUCAUGCCCGUGCUGCACGGACAGAAUCUGAUCCUCUUUCAGAUCCUGUUGAGUAUGUGGCCCUUCUGUCUGAUGAUCCUCUUGGCUGUGUUGAUUCAACACAUCACCGGCAGGUUUUGCUUCAUCAAAAAAACAGCAGGCACACGAGACCUAGACAACAGGGGUAAUCUGUUCCUGCUGACGUACCUGCUGUUUCCGGUCAACGUUCUGAUCGGGGUGCUGCUGGCAGUGUGGCGCAUGAUCAUCACAGCCCUUUUCAACAUUGUCCACAUGGGACGAAUGGACAUCAGUCUUCUUAACCGUAAUGUGGAGGCGUUUGACCCAGCCUACCGCUGCUACGCUCAUUAUCUGAAGAUUGAGGUGAGCCAGUCGCACCCCGUGAUGAAGGCCUUCUGCGGGAUGCUGCUGCAGUCCGUGGGCCAGGAGAACAAUGCUGAGCAGAGGUCACGGGACGCCGAAGAGGGGAUCCAGCUGGUCCAUCAGGAGAAGAAACAGCACAAAGUGUCCAGUGCAAAGAGGGCCCGCAGGCACUGGCAGCUCCUCUACACCCUGGUCAACAACCCCUCCCUGGUGGGCACCAGGAAGCACUUCCAGCGUCAGACCACAGAGAGCUUUUUGAAUGGAAGCCUGAACCGCAGCAGCGCCAAGGAGGGGAGCAAGAAGGAGGCAGCAACCAAGGAGGCAGAGGAAUGAAUGUGACCCCUGAUUAAGGAUUAAAGUCUCUUCUGGUUUUGGGCAAAUUCUACAGUCAUAUUAUUUGUCCACAAUAAGUGCACUUAGAGUUCACCGAGCCUUUACCUGUCUGGAGAUGUGUGUGUCCACUUUGUGCUCUUCAUGCUGCCCUGGUUGCUUCUAUGUGAGGGCCACAGUCUCCAGUCUGAUGGGAAAGCUCGUAUAUGGCACUGAUCUCCCAUCUGAACACACUCAUUACGUAUCAUUUGCAUGUGCUUAUUUUGGGAUGGCAUUCAUUUGCUUUAAUGUUUCAACCUGUAGGUUAAUGGCAUAUGUUUUCCAAUAUGUUGUUAUUAUCACAAAGUGCGGAUAAUGCAAAUGUGUAGUCUCCCAAACUAAACACAUGGACGUUCAUUCCACUGAAGCAUCCUUUUUAAAGAGGGUAUUAUAGAGUAUUUCACUAUUUAUGAAUUUACAUAAUGAGCUGUUUUCAUAAACAGGGUAUUAAAUUUCUUUCUUUUUUUUUUUCAAUUGUACACAUUUUGUGUAAUUAACAAUAACCUGUGGAAUAGGAAACAAAUGCAUUUGUUUUGUUUUAUUUCUAGAUCUUUAAGUCCCAAACCACUUGCUGCUACCAGCGUUUUCUUCUUGUUGUCUUUUUUCUGGUUUCUGAUAUUCACCAACAUUUCAUCGUUUGUCUCUGCAUUUACAUGUUAAAUAACGACUUUUAAGUGAAAAUAUGAACAGCCGAAUUUUCCUUCUGAUUUACUGUGAAAAUAAAAACUGAAACAAAA
Sebastes umbrosus (honeycomb rockfish) is the source of this 3371-nucleotide messenger RNA. It is a transcript of the gene stra6, whose product is annotated as signaling receptor and transporter of retinol STRA6. Lineage: Eukaryota; Metazoa; Chordata; Actinopteri; Perciformes; Sebastidae. Gene Ontology annotation, molecular function: retinol transmembrane transporter activity; signaling receptor activity. The coding region runs from base 616 to 2598 and encodes 660 amino acids. Gene Ontology annotation, cellular component: plasma membrane. The record is from RefSeq and is a predicted model, not a curated record. Gene Ontology annotation, biological process: vitamin A import into cell. The transcript is spliced from 19 exons.